Micropterus salmoides (largemouth bass) is the source of this 2083-nucleotide messenger RNA. RefSeq names its product transmembrane protease serine 9-like. The record is from RefSeq and is a predicted model, not a curated record. Lineage: Eukaryota; Metazoa; Chordata; Actinopteri; Centrarchiformes; Centrarchidae. Bases 50 to 2083 code for a protein of 677 amino acids. Gene Ontology annotation, biological process: proteolysis. Gene Ontology annotation, molecular function: serine-type endopeptidase activity. The transcript has 12 exons.
AAGAAGGGUAUUAAAGCAGGUGCAUUUCUGAUGAUAUGGACUUGCAGCGAUGGCUUUCUACAAAGUGAUCUGUGUGGCAACUCUGCUGACUCUCCUGACACAAGAGUCUCACUCACAACUAAGUGUGUGCGGUAAGCCAACACUCAACACCAAGAUUGUUGGAGGACAGGUGGCCACUCCAGGCAGCUGGCCCUGGCAGGCCAGUCUGCGAACCUCUGGGUCCCACUUCUGUGCAGGAACCCUCAUUAACAAUCAAUGGGUGAUGACUGCUGCUCAGUGCUGUGCAAGAUCAGGCGUAACCACGAGCACUCUGACUGUGUCUCUGGGUCUCCAGAGUCUACAGGGAAUAAACCCCAAUCAAGUGACUCGUACAGUAUCACAGAUCAUCGUUCAUCCCAACUUUAACUCCGGAACUUUUGAAAACGAUAUCUGCCUCCUGAAGCUCUCCUCACCCGUGACUUUCACCACCUACAUUCAGCCCGUCUGUCUGGCAGCCACAGGCAGCACCUUCUACAAGGGGACUCUCUCCUGGGCCACCGGCUGGGGCAAUGUUGGAACUGGAGUGUCCCUUCCUUUCCCACAGAACCUAAUGGAGGUGCAGCUGCCGAUUGUUGGAAACAGAGAGUGUACCUGUAACUACGGAGUGAGCUUGAUCACAAACAACAAGAUGUGCACUGGGUUCAGUGCUGGAGGAAAGGACAUCUGUCAGGGGGAUGGAGGAGGUCCGCUGGUGAGCAAGCAGGGCGGUCGCUGGAUCCAGGCGGGAAUCGUGAGUUUUUCCAGUAGUAAGGGCUGUGCCCAGCCUAAAAUUCCAUCAGGCUACACCCGGGUAUCCCAGUAUCAGUCCUGGAUCAACAGCCGGAUCACCAGCAACCAGCCAGGCUUCAUCACCUUUACCUCCGCUGGGACUGACGGUGACCUCAGCAUAAGCUGUCCUACCACCCCACCAACAGCAGCCCAAGUGUGUGGUCAGCCAAAACUCAACACCAGGAUUGUUGGAGGACAGGUGGCCUCUGCAGGCAGCUGGCCCUGGCAGGCCAGUCUGCAAACCUCUACAGGGUUCCACUUCUGUGGAGGAACCCUUAUUAACAAUGACUGGGUGAUGACUGCUGCUCAAUGCUGCUCAAGGCUUUCCUACUGCUCAACUCAAAAGCAUCAGUCAACCUGGGCUGAAGUGGUGGUCCGCGGCUGCAAGAGAGGGUCGGACGGGGCUGCCUCUCCUCCGCACAUCGGCCUCUCCAACCUCUAUGAAGCCCUGUCUGACUACAUGUGUGGUCAGCCAACACUCAACACCAAGAUUGUUGGAGGACAGGUGGCCUCUGCAGGCAGCUGGCCCUGGCAGGCCAGUCUGCAAGACACUACAGGGUUCCACUUCUGUGGAGGAACCCUCAUUAACAAUGAAUGGGUGAUGACUGCUGCUCACUGCUGUGACGGAUCCACCACAAGCGAUCUGGUUGUGUCUCUGGGUCGUCAGACUCAACAGGGAUCAAACCCCAACCAAGUGUCUCGUACAGUAUCACAGAUCAUCAGUCAUCCCAACUAUAACUCUAAAACUCUUGUCAACGACAUCUGCCUCCUGAAGCUCUCCUCACCGGUGACUUUCACUUCCUACAUCCUGCCCGUCUGCCUGGCAGCCCCAGGCAGCACCUUCUACAAGGACACUGUAGCCUGGGUCACCGGCUGGGGCAGGAUUGGAUUUGGAGUGGACCUUCCAUCCCCAGGAAACCUAAUGGAGGUGAAGGUGCCGAUUGUGGGGAACAGACAGUGUAACUGUAACUAUGGAGUGGGCUCAAUCACAAGCAACAUGAUCUGCGCUGGCGUAGGAGGGAAGAGCUCCUGUCAGGGGGAUUCAGGAGGUCCGCUGGUGAGCAAGCAGGGCGGUCGCUGGAUCCAGGAGGGAAUCGUGAGUUUUGCAGUACGCUGUGCCGAGCCUAAUUUCCCAACAGCCUACACCAGAGUGUCCCAGUAUCAAUCCUGGAUCAACAGCCUGAUCACCAGCAACCAGCCAGGCUACUACACCUACACGUCCACUGGGAAGGAUGGCGACCUCAGCGUCACCUGUCCUGGCCUGCCACCAGCUUAA